AUCAAUUGUCUCUCCAACCAAAACUCAUCCCAUCAGAUUUUAAUUAAUUUCCUUCACAAUUUCAUCAACCAAAAUUCCUAGAUCGAUCUCGGGUUUUUUUGAAUCAAAUGGGGUUAGGGAAAACAAACUUUCUCUUCAAAGUUCUGGUUAUUUCUGCAGUUUUGGUGUUGUUCUCUGCGCAAUUCAGUGAAGCCAUGAGGUCUUUGCAUGGGGAUGGUUACCAGCUGCUCAAGAAAUAUAUUCCCGACUGGGAGUCGUCUUUGGCGAGAGGGACCGAGACACCGUCCGGCGGCUCGCCUUGCACGUACAUCCCUGGCGGCAGUGGCCAUUGCACGCUGAAUGGAAAGAACUUCGCCGGCCGUCGCCUCCGUUCUCCACCACCUUCCUUCCCAUCUGCACACAAUGCUGCCAUCAAUAAUAAUGCUGCUGCUUUCAUGGAGAAAUAGGAAAUUAAAAUUAAUCAUCACUUUGGACUUUGGCAAAUGGCGUCCAUGGAGUAGGGUUUUCUUCAUAGACAAGUAAUAUUUUUUAUAUUCUUUUUCAGUUUCAUUUUACCUGUAAAAAAAAAAAAAAUAUGGACAAUUCC
Molecule: messenger RNA, 586 nt
Organism: Rubroshorea leprosula
Lineage: Eukaryota; Viridiplantae; Streptophyta; Magnoliopsida; Malvales; Dipterocarpaceae
Source: the annotation of a GenBank genome assembly